Medicago truncatula (barrel medic) is the source of this 429-nucleotide messenger RNA. RefSeq lists its product as uncharacterized. The record is from RefSeq and is a predicted model, not a curated record. The coding region runs from base 1 to 429 and encodes 142 amino acids. Gene Ontology annotation, molecular function: RNA-DNA hybrid ribonuclease activity; nucleic acid binding. NCBI's taxonomy places the organism in Eukaryota, Viridiplantae, Streptophyta, Magnoliopsida, Fabales, Fabaceae. The transcript has a single exon.
AUGGUUGAUGUUAUUGAGGCUGCCUUUCAAUUUGUGUCUGUCCUUCGGCCAGAACGUCUGAUUUGUUGGAAUAAUAAUAAUUACCGUGGUACUGUGUUGAAUUUAGAUGGUAGUUGCUUGGGUUCUCCAAUUCGAGCUGAUUAUGGAGGUAUAAUCCGUAAUUAUGCAGGUUUCUUCCUAGCAGGCUUCUCCGGUUAUAUCGCAGCAUCAACGAACGUUUUGUUGGUCGAGCUUACGACAAUUCAUAGAGGUCUGCUUCUGGCAGUUGAGAUGGACAUUGCUGAUAUGAUUUGUUAUUCUGACUCGAUGCUAUCUGUUAAGCUUCUCACUUAUAGUAACUCUCCCUACCAUGCUUAUGAUGUUUUACUCCAAGAUAUUAAAGACCUGCUUUCCUCAAGGAACUUCUCAAUCCAUUGUUACCUCAGAUAA